This is a messenger RNA of Cryptotermes secundus, 1810 nucleotides long. Its product is annotated as protein takeout. The record is from RefSeq and is a predicted model, not a curated record. The coding region runs from base 457 to 1248 and encodes 263 amino acids. NCBI's taxonomy places the organism in Eukaryota, Metazoa, Arthropoda, Insecta, Blattodea, Kalotermitidae. The transcript has 6 exons.
UGCCCCCCUUCUAAAGUAUAUUUUAUAAAACUAAGGACACGUGACGACAAAGAGACUAUCAUUGGCAGACCAAUCUACCGUCCGAAUUUAGUACCAUCUGCAAACAUCGCGUACAGCGCUCUAUCGGAGAACUGUGGGAAGCCUACACCUGCCCAUUAGGAGUGAGCAGGGAUUCGAAGCAAGCGUUGCCCCAGAUAGUCUCGACAUGGGUCCCUCUUGUUCGCAGCCACUUGAGCUGCUGCCAAGCGAGCGCCGAAGGAAGGCACAGAGGUAAUUCAUAUGCAACGAGCACCUCGCGACCCGACACUAAAACAAACCUGUUAAGUCUUCCUUUAUACCCCCUCCUGAUUAAUGAAAACACUUUCUCCGGUACUGAAGCCACUAGCUGUUACUUUCUUCUCGAACAUUUAAUUUCUCCGAGCUCAGGAGUGAAGCAGACAGCUGAGAGCAGCGAGGAUGACUGCCACAGUGACCAUAGCAACUGCAGUCUGCUUCUCGCUGUGCGCCCUCGCCCUGUCUGUCGGAGGAAAAGGCGACAAACAGGCGGUCACACUGCUGGACCACACGCCUGACUGGCUGAGGCCCUGCAGACUCGGCGACCCGGAACUGAACGUCUGUGUCAAGGACUCUUUCCAGCACAUGUUUCCAGCUCUCGCCGCAGGGAUCCCGGAGAUCAACGUGGACCGGUUCGAGCCGCUGUAUCUCGCCCACUUGAGCCUGUCCAAAGGUCACGGCCCGGUCACCAUUUCCGGGAGCUUCUCCAACGUUCUGGCGCAUGGACCGAGCAACGCCACUGCAACCUCCGCCAACCUGGACAUGAAGAACCGUCUGUUCGAGCUGGGAGUCUACCUGCCAGACAUCCGCAUCGAGGCGGAGUAUAACCUUCAGGGGAAAGUGCUCAUCUUGCCGCUGCUAGGCAACGGCCCGGCCAAGGUGCAUCUCAAAAACGUGACGACCAGCGUCUCGAUGCGCUUCGAGCUCCCUCGCGUGCAAGGACGUCAAGUGAUGAAUGUAGUGGACAUGAAGGUGGACUUCGACAUCCAGGGCAUGACCGUCCAGUUCGACAACCUCUUCAACGGGAACAAGGUGUUAGGCCGAACUAUGAACGCCUUCGUGAACAAGAACGCGCUGGAGAUCGUGAGGGAGCUGAAGGAGCCCCUGGGGGAGAGCUUCAGCGUCGCCUUCAAGGACAUCAUGAACAACAUGUUGAGCCAUCUGCCCCUCGACAUUUGGCUGCUAGGCGACUGAGGGGCUCGGAACAAGCUUUCGGUCUUUCGGGGAGAAGUUCAGUGAGACAUUCGGUAAAAGGGCGCCGUAAAAAACAAAAUUAUUUUAAAUAUUUCUGAUAACCUUACUUAGGCGACGGUUACCAACCAAAGUACUGACCAGUUGCAAUGCUGCUUAUACAGUCCACAUUGCAGGCAGUUACACUGGCCCCCAUUGCCUGUAACAACUGCUUGCGCUCCAACACCAUUCAUAUUCACCAUAUUCACAUCCUCAGCGGUUUGAGCCCCCGUCAGGUCCGAACUUCUCAAGGCGGCGAAUGUGAAGGUAUUAUUGUCUGGAAAGUGGUACAAAGAUACUAACGUUUCUGAGGAACUCGAUGCCUCCUUCUUCAAGGUAGAAGAACAGACUGCGAGGAAAGACGAGGGUAACGACGGAAAGAAAACAAGGCCAUGAGCUGGCCAAUAGGAGCUUGUGGUCCCUAAGAGGGCGGGGCCAAAACAUUUCGAACAUCGUAAGUUUUGAGGCUUUCACGGCAUUGACUAUGAAGAAAGCAGUCUUCUGGGAUUUGGCACCGUAUAUAUGU